Messenger RNA from Chaetomium fimeti, 695 nucleotides. RefSeq lists its product as uncharacterized. Bases 91 to 567 code for a protein of 158 amino acids. The transcript is spliced from 3 exons. The record is from RefSeq and is a predicted model, not a curated record. Lineage: Eukaryota; Fungi; Ascomycota; Sordariomycetes; Sordariales; Chaetomiaceae.
CCAUCACCAUCCCAAUCCCAAACCAUCAAUCCCUAACCCUCAACCACCAAACUCACCAUCACCACCCACACCACCACACCACCACCCACCAUGCCCACCACCACCACCCCCCAAGACCCCCAGGAUCCCCAACCCCCCGCCAUCAAUUUCAUCCUCUCCUUCCUGCUCGUCGGCCUGGCCUGGGGCCUCACCACGCCCUUCAUCCGGCGCGCCGCGCGCGACCACCGCCCGCCGGCGCACCCGCUGCUGGAGUCGCCGGCUGUGCGCCAGAGCCGCGUGCGCAAGCGCGUGUACAAGGCCUUCUUCGCGGUCGUGGACCUGCUGCGGAAUCCGCGGUAUGCGGUGCCAUUGGUGCUGAACCUGACGGGGAGUGUGUGGUUCUUUUUGUUGAUUGGGAAGGCUGAACUGAGCUUGACGGUGCCGAUUGUCAACACGCUGGCGUUCUUGUUCACGGUCGUGGGCGAGUGGUGGGUGGAGGGCAAGGUUAUCAGUCGAGAUACGAUGAUUGGGAUGCUGCUGUCGGUUGGCGGCAUUGCGUUGUGCGUGCAGAGCAAGAACGUUGCUUGAACCGGACGGGAGUCGGGGGUGUUGUGUGGGCUGUUUCUCAUACCGAUAUCGUCGUUCUUGCUGCAUAUGCUUCAAUCGAUAGAUUUCAUUGCCGCAACAUAUCACCAAAGCCCAUGUCCAUGUACGAG